AAAGAAUUACAAAUUUGACGAGAAAUUCUAGAAAAGCUGUGGUUUUAAUAUGGCUGAAAAUGAAGAAUUUCAACUGAAAUCAGUAAAACAGAAAUCUACACAUAUAUCAAACAAAGAUAUUGCACAUCUCAUAAUACAAUGUGGAACUUUCGGCCCUUUUCAGCGCUGGCUCUACGGUUAUGUUUUAACUUUAGGUAUUGUGUCAGCAAUGCAGUUAAUGAACUUGCCAUUUCUCAGUGCAAGCGUUCCUUUUUUAUGCUACCCUCCGAACUUUAAUGCUUCGUUGAUUCCUGCAAAUCUUACAGAGGAUGAAUAUUUACAAAUGCUUCAACCGGACAGCGACGAUCAAUGUUCUGUGUAUAACAAUAAUUUCACUGGGAUGUAUUAUACAACACCACCAAGUAAUUCAUCUAAACUACAGUGUUCUUAUGGACGGAAAUUUCUGACAGAGGAGUUUUCUACAAUUGAAAGCGAGUUUGACUUAGUAUGUGAGAGAAAAUGGUUAAAAUGCACUUCGCAAUCAGUAUUUUUCUCUGGUUUUCUUGUUGGAUCAAUUAUACAUGGUAUUUUAUCUGACAGAUUUGGUCGGAGACCCAUUAUAUUAUUGGCACGUGUAUGCCUAGUUAUCUGUGGCAUUAUCAAAUCUUCAUGCCAUCUUUCAGCAUUUUUCUCAUCCUACAUUGAAUUCAAGGCUUUGGAUAUGUUGCUUCAGACUCAACGCGGAGACCUACAUCAAGUGCCUGGAGGAGGUAGUGCUGCACUGGGCCAAGAGGGUGGAACACAGUUAUGGCUGUCAGACAAUUUUUGCGACAACAUCUCCCCUAACAUCUGGCCACCUAACUCCCCACACUGGAAAUCCUUUGAUUACUAUGUGUGGAGUGCAUUGAUCAUCUCCUCUGAAUCUCCAAGAUGGCUCAUUGAAAGAAAACGGUUUGUAGAAGCAGAAGCACUUUUCCGAAAAAUAUGA
This is a messenger RNA of Octopus sinensis (East Asian common octopus), 967 nucleotides long. Its product is annotated as solute carrier family 22 member 7-like. The coding region runs from base 50 to 967 and encodes 305 amino acids. Gene Ontology annotation, molecular function: transmembrane transporter activity. The transcript has 6 exons. The record is from RefSeq and is a predicted model, not a curated record. Gene Ontology annotation, cellular component: membrane. Gene Ontology annotation, biological process: transmembrane transport. NCBI's taxonomy places the organism in Eukaryota, Metazoa, Mollusca, Cephalopoda, Octopoda, Octopodidae.